UAUCGCAUUUCUCGAAUCACGAACCACGCGUUCAGUGCACCAAGGACUGUUUGACGUUUGAGUAACCACAAAAACCCGACUAAUACUGCAAAAGAUUGAUAAAAAUAGGCAGAAAAUCAUCGUUCAAAGUACCAAUCUAAGCAGAAAUUAAUUUUCAAUGGACGACGAGGCUGAGACGUACAAAUUGUGGAGGAUAAGAAAGACCGUGAUGCAAUUAUGCCACGACAGAGGUUAUCUCGUAACGCAGGACGAGCUCGAUCAGACCCUGGAACAAUUCAAAGAACAAUUCGGGGACAAACCAAGUGAGAAAAGACCUGCAAGAAGCGAUCUUAUCGUACUUGUCGCCCACAACGACGAUCCGACCGAUCAGCUGUUCGUGUUCUUUCCAGACGAACCCAAGAUCGGCAUAAAAACAAUCAAGACAUACUGCCAGCGCAUGCAAGAAGAAAAAAUUCACAGAGCAACUAUCGUCGUUCAGCAGGGAAUGACACCUUCAGCUAAACAGUCGCUAGUCGACAUGGCACCAAAGUACAUACUAGAACAAUUUCUGGAGUCUGAAUUACUGAUAAACAUAACUGAGCACGAACUGGUUCCCGAGCAUGUUGUUAUGACACCUGAAGAAAAGCAAGAAUUGCUCUCAAGAUACAAGCUCAAGGAGAAUAUGCUCAUGCGCAUACAAGCCGGCGACCCAGUUGCCCGUUACUUUGGCCUAAAGCGUGGACAGGUCGUCAAAAUUAUCAGACCAUCUGAAACUGCCGGGCGAUAUAUAUCCUACAGGCUUGUCUGUUGACGGAAGAAAAUCCACAAUUUUAUUCUAUACUUCCCCUACACGAUAUUUUAAGUUUUAUCAUGUUCAAGUUAAUGUUAAGAAAAUAAAUAUUCUUAUCCGAAUAAAAUUUUCUAUGAAACGAAAA
Molecule: messenger RNA, 914 nt
Organism: Neodiprion fabricii
Lineage: Eukaryota; Metazoa; Arthropoda; Insecta; Hymenoptera; Diprionidae
Gene: Rpb5
Product: DNA-directed RNA polymerases I, II, and III subunit RPABC1
Exons: 2
Coding region: 158-790 (210 amino acids)
Biological process (GO): DNA-templated transcription
Cellular component (GO): RNA polymerase II, core complex; RNA polymerase I complex; RNA polymerase III complex
Molecular function (GO): DNA-directed RNA polymerase activity; DNA binding
Source: RefSeq, a predicted model, not a curated record